This is a messenger RNA of Aureobasidium namibiae CBS 147.97, 1656 nucleotides long. Its product is annotated as DUF1716-domain-containing protein. The transcript has a single exon. The record is from RefSeq and is a predicted model, not a curated record. Bases 1 to 1656 code for a protein of 551 amino acids. Gene Ontology annotation, cellular component: spliceosomal complex. Lineage: Eukaryota; Fungi; Ascomycota; Dothideomycetes; Dothideales; Saccotheciaceae.
AUGACGAGCAUCGACGACCUCUUUAAGAAGCCAUUUCUUCCCUCAGCCAAUGGCAGUACUAAGCGCAAAUACGACGGCCAGGAUGCAGAGGCAGCAUACAAAUCAGCGAAACUAGACCCCAGUGUCGAGGAUGCGCCGAAAGACGACGACGAGGAUAUUGAGGCCGGACCAGACCUACCGCCAGACGAGGAUGAAGACGAAGAGGGCCGCUUCUUUGGAAGUGGAACGAAUCAACAUACCAACGCCGCACUGGAUUUUGUCGAUCGAGCAGACGACGGCACAACAGACAUGAAGAUUGAGAAGAUAGACCAGGCAUGGGUGCGCCGACUAGGCUUGAGCUUCGAGAGGAAAAUCAACAAGAACAGCGAAUUGCGCGCCAAAUACGAGAGCGAUCCGUCUCGCUUUGUAGCCAGCGAGGCCGACCUGGACGCCGAGAUCAAGAGCUUGAGCAUCCUGUCCGAACACCCAGAGCUAUACAAGGACUUUGCAAAAAUUGGCUGCGCGGCGAGUCUAGUCUCGCUUCUGUCACACGAAAACACAGACAUCGCCAUCGACGCCAUUGAAAUCGUCUCGGAGCUGCUCGACGACGACGUAGAAGCAGAACAGGAGCAAUGGGAUACAUUGGUCGCAGCCAUGCUCGAAGCCGACCUCAUCGACCUCCUCCUCGCCAACCUCGACCGCCUAGAUGAGAACCUCGAAGCCGAUCGCAGCGGCGUCUACCACUCUCUCGCCGUCCUCGAAUCUCUCUCCUCCAACCCUACAACCGCAGACACAAUCGCCCAAAACCCCAUCCUCACAUACCUCCUCACCCGCAUCUCACGCCCCGAAAAGUCCGUAUCGCAAAACAAGCAAUACGCCGCCGAAGUCUUGCAGGUCUUAUCUCAAGCCUCGCCAUCCGUCCGCGAUCGUCUAAUCUCCCUAGAUGCAAUAGACAAACUCCUCACACUGCUAGCCGCAUACCGUAAACGCGACCCCGAGCGCGACAGCACAGAAGAAGAAUACGCAGAAGACCUCUUCGAUACAUUGACCUGUCUCUGCUCCCCUCCCCCUGGCAAAACAGCCUUCCUCGCCGCAGAAGGCACAGAAUUAAUGCUCCUCAUGCUCCGCGAAGCAAAAUUCUCAAAACCUCGCGCCCUCAAAGUGUUGGACCACGCGCUCUCUGGGUCUUCAGGUCAAUCUGUGGCAGAAAAGUUGAUCGAUGCGGCAGGCUUAAAACCUCUGUUCUCGACGUUUGCGAAGAAGAAUUUGGAAGCUGCGGAUACAGAACACAUCAUCGGUAUCUUUUCCGCACUGCUGCGUUUGCUGCCCGGCGAGAGCUCUCACCGCAUUCGUCUGCUUGCAAAAUUCGUGGAAAAGGAAUACGAAAAACUGGAUAAACUGGUCAAACUGCGACAUGAAUACGCAAGCAAAGCCUCUGUUGAAGACGACAUCGAUGCUGGAGCCGCAAUAUACUGUCUCAACACUCUGGACGUUGUGUUGGCUUGGUUGGCUGCCGAGGAUGGCGGUGCGAGAAAGAGAAUCGUGGAGGGAUUGAGGGACAGAGAUGAAGGGUUGGACACGCUGAAGAAGAGUUUGCAGGCGCAGUUGGAGGAUGUCGAUACAAGCGAAGAGGGCAACGUGGCCGAGAUGCUGACGGCGCUCAUCGAGUGCUUGUGA